Molecule: messenger RNA, 1474 nt
Organism: Ceratina calcarata
Lineage: Eukaryota; Metazoa; Arthropoda; Insecta; Hymenoptera; Apidae
Product: protein AAR2 homolog
Exons: 5
Coding region: 270-1412 (380 amino acids)
Biological process (GO): spliceosomal tri-snRNP complex assembly
Source: RefSeq, a predicted model, not a curated record
UAUACGCCCGAAAAAGAACAUGCGCGAAAACAUUUUGAAGUUGGAGUAAGAAUUAAAAUAAUAAAAUGGGACGGUCGCGGGUCGUGGCACGCAUUUCCUUUGAUUCCACCUGUUAACGCGUUCUCUUGAAAGAACCGUGUACUGAGGCUAUCUUCAGAUUCUUAGUAAUUGCCUAUGUGUUAGUGGGUGAGUAUACACCAACGGAAACUAUUUGUAAUGUUAUCAUCUUGUGCAGGAUAGUAUACGGGCUCUUUAAUUUUUUAUCAACAAUGAGUAGCGACGGAAUAAAAAUGGAUCAGGCGUCAGCACAGAGACUUUUAGUCGAGGGUGCUACAUUAGUUGUGUUACAUGUGCCUGUUGGAACAGAGUUUGGAAUUGAUUUGAAAUCAUGGAACACAGCUGAUAGAUUUAAAGGCGUCAAAAUGAUUCCACCAGGAUUUCAUUAUGUGCAUUACAGCGCAGUAGACGAGUUCGGAGAAACGGCGCCUAAAAUUGGUUUCCUUCAUACAUUUAAAAAAUCUGAAUUUUUAAUCAAAUGCUGGGACCCAGAAGAGGAAGAUUUACACUCGACAGCUGUAGACGAAGAAACGGUUGAAAGAUUAAAAAGCAAUUUGAAAGAAUUAGACCGAUUCUUAGGGUGUUAUCCUUACGACACGUGGAAUCAAUGGAAAGAAUUAACGAAUCAUAUUACACCUGCUAUCGUCGAACGUUGUUCUCCAAUAUGUGGGUUUGUAAGAUCAGCUCUAGAGUUAGAACACUGCACCGACGCAGCGAGACCAAGAGGCGGUGAAUCGACCCCAAAAAGGAAAAAGAGAAGUGGAAUCACAGUCGAAGAAAAAGAAGAUGAACUGUUGCCUGAUAUGAAACCUAAGCCUGGUACAGAGCUCAGACUUUCGAAAAUACCUAAUAAACAAUAUCCGGAUGACGCAACGCCAAAUGAAAUCACAAAGCACUCUCUCGAUUCGAGUUACGCUUUGGACACUUUUCUUAAGAAGUUACCACUCCCUAUGGAAGUACUUGGCGAAAUGCAAUUAGCAUUCGUCUGUUUCUUGGUCGGUCAAAGUCUAGAUGCUUUUGAACAUUGGAAGAAACUCGUAUCUCUUAUCUGCGGCGCCGAUUCCGCGAUACCAGAACGUCGCGCUAUUUACUAUGAAUUUAUGAAGGCGCUCGAAACGCAAUUGAUGCACGUACCCGAAGAUGUACUCUGUGAUAUCGUAGCUAACAAUAAUUUCGUUUAUCACAGUCUACGAAAAUUGUUCGCAAACAUAGAACUCAAUUCUUACGUGGAUGGUCGUUUGAAAUCUUACGCAAUGAGAUUUAGCGAACGAUUGACUGCGAAAUUCCUCUGGGAUUUCUCUGAUCUGCAAGAAGAGGACGAAGACGAGGCACCAGUUGUUGUAUCUAUAGAAUAAGUUCCGUAUAUAAAUAAUUUUAAUGUUUCAAGAAUUUUAAAUAAAGAAACCAAAUCACAUUA